AUGACAGAGCAUCUUAGUCCCGAGUCGCUGAAUUCCCUCGACCCCGAUGAGCAAUCCAGCUUGAGAGUGCGCUCGCGAUCUCCUCAUCCAUAUCAUCACCAGAAUACCGACCUCCCGCACCUGUCGGAUCGAUUCUCCCUACGUAACCGCCAAGCGCAAUCGACUGGGAGUGGUGACGACGCCCAGUUUGAGCCGUCCAGCACAGCAUGGCCCCCUCUCCCCAGGGAUUCACCCCAAACGAGUGACAGCGGCUCCGAAGCUGAUGAUGAACACUUCUGGAAAGGGCUACCAGCGCCCAAGACGAAUCUACACAAAGGAUUGAGGGGUCUCAAUGAGCCGCUUUCUGGAUCCUCAACGCCCUUGCCCUCACCAGCAGCGCUGGACGGCCAUGCUGUUCGCGCGGUGGAAAAGGCGCUCACCCCUGUCGAUACACCAGAGUCACGACGCUUACUUGAAGCUCUUCGACGACGAAGACGAGUGAUUGCGCGACGAAUAACUGAAGCAGGCAUUGUCCUGGCGUUGGGUCUCAUGGUAGCUUCGAACCCUCAAGUAUCGGGACUCCUUCAUAUUUGGGGAAAGGACAUACUCUUUCUUGCCAUUUCUUACACCGGACUACUCAUCCUCUACCCUCUCCGAGUCGUAGCAUGGGGCUACCGUAACCAUUCUCCCACUCACCCAAUCCCUCUCGAACUUCCCGCGCAUUUCGACCCCGCGCCACUACUAUAUCCUCCGGCAAUCACCCUUUUCGUAUCUCUCCUUGUUUCUUCCAAUAACCCGGCUGGAGUUCUCCCGAACCUUGUACUCAGUCUCUGUUCCAUCCCUCAGAGCGUCAUCCCAAAGGUCAACCCUUACGCCACCUAUGAUGUGAUAGCGUGGGGGAUAUCUUGCCUUCCAUUGAUCUGGAGCCCGCGACAGCGCGAGAUUUUCGAAGUCGAGAAUCCGGACAGUUUUAUAUCUGAGGAAACGGCCGUCUUGUUGUAUCCUCUACACCAAUCAUUAUGCGUGGUGCUGCAUCACCUUACUACCACGAGUCUCUUGACGGCUGAGCUCCAGCUGCUGUCAAUUGCACUCAUUAAUGUGUUACUUCUGGCUUCAUCACCGCAGAUCCAGAUCCUCAAAGCCCUGCUCUGGGGAGGUGGCCUCAGUUUACUUGUCUUCUGCGGCCCUGUCAUAAGAUGGGGAAUUGCUCUGGCCAGAGUCCCCAAAUGGCGAUUUCGCAGGGCAUCAGUCUCUCAAAGCCCUCCUCUGUGGAAGUCACUGGCUCAAGCAUUCUCAUUGCGUCGGAUGAGGAAUGAGCUACUGAGGACGAACUUUGAGGAGACAGUAUAUGACACGGUCGGCUCAUCCGAGGAUGAGGCGGGGCCCCUGUUUAGGAAGCCUACAAGAGUCAAGACUUUUGGACCAAGUUAUCCUGUGACAGCGGAUGCUGACAGUGUUCCGUCAUCUCCCACGGCUGGCGACGACGCCUUCGCCAAUGGCACUUCCUUUGUCCGAAGACAUACUCUGUCACACAUGGACCAUAUCGUUCGACGUAAUGCCACGCAUACUCCUUCAGGGCGCAAGAAACGGGCAACCUCAAUGUCUGUUCGACCCUUUUUCAAGCUCACCCAAGAGCAGGCUACAUUGAGGAAGUGGCUGUAUGCAGGAUAUGUCUACGCCUGCAUCCUGACCAUCAUCUUGGUUGGUAUCCGCACAUAUGUCCAGAAAUUUGCCCUGGCCGGCAACGAGCCCAUCGGCUGGGCUCUGGGAUACCUCUUCGGAGAUCUACCUUGGUUUAGAUACCAAGUGGUUAUGGCCAAUCUUGAACGGUGGAUCUGUCUGCCGUCGCGAUCAGAAUCAGAGCCAGAAAAGCAAUGCCACUUUGGCUGGGUGCAGCAUGUUCGCCAUGACGACUUUGGCGAGGCAAACACCCGGCUCUUGCUGAGCGUUUACUGGUUGGGCAUCUUGAUUGUCGGCCUGAUCAUUGUCUUCCGUCUGAAGGAUAUCUACGAGGUUGACACACGGCGGAAGGUGUUUCACUUUAUGAUGGUGGGUAUGUUUCUCCCUGCAACUUACGUCGACCCGACCUACGCGGCUCUGGCUCUCUCUUUGAUCUUGGCCGUCUUUUUGAUACUGGAUCUUCUGAGAGCAAGCCAGCUUCCUCCGCUUUCGAAACCGAUAGCGUCGUUCCUUGCUCCGUACGUGGAUGGAAGAGAUUUCCGCGGCCCUGUUGUCAUUUCGCACAUCUUCCUACUCAUCGGAUGUGCUAUCCCCCUCUGGCUUGCUCUCGCCUCGAUCUCGAGGACUGGAUCCGGCUAUCUCGCAGGUUGGGAGGUGCCAACACGUGAAGUCAGCAUGGUGUCUGGCGUUAUUUGCGUGGGCCUCGGAGACGCAGCUGCCUCCCUCAUCGGCCGCCGCUACGGUCACCGGAAGUGGCUUUGGGGCGGCGGAAAGAGUCUGGAGGGCAGUGUUGCAUUUGCCAUAGCCGUAUUUGCUGGCUUGGCUGCUGCCAGCAUCUGGUUGAAGGUUGGCGGCUGGCCCGCAACGAGUGAGCAAGCUGGUGUUUUCGCCAGUGCACGGAAUUCAGCAAUGUGCGCUUCGAUGGCGAGCCUUACGGAAGCCGUACUGACGGGCGGCAACGACAACGUCAUUGUACCAGUGGUCCUUUGGACAUGCGUAAAAAGCCUCGGUAUUUGA
Fusarium keratoplasticum is the source of this 2676-nucleotide messenger RNA. RefSeq lists its product as uncharacterized. Bases 1 to 2676 code for a protein of 891 amino acids. Gene Ontology annotation, biological process: dolichyl monophosphate biosynthetic process. The record is from RefSeq and is a predicted model, not a curated record. The transcript has 2 exons. Lineage: Eukaryota; Fungi; Ascomycota; Sordariomycetes; Hypocreales; Nectriaceae. Gene Ontology annotation, molecular function: dolichol kinase activity. Gene Ontology annotation, cellular component: endoplasmic reticulum membrane.